Molecule: messenger RNA, 918 nt
Organism: Medioppia subpectinata
Lineage: Eukaryota; Metazoa; Arthropoda; Arachnida; Sarcoptiformes; Oppiidae
Source: the annotation of a GenBank genome assembly
GAUAGAUAAGAGUCGCUCUGGAAGUGUUUGAGUGAUGUUUUUUGUUUGUUAUUUGUUUUAAUGUCUCAAACGAUGGCUAAUAACGAGUGGAUAUCUGGAGGCGAUUGCAAGGAAUGCCUUCACAACGAACCCAAUCACAGGAUUGCCGACAAUUACGGGUUGUGUUCAACGCAUUCAUUAGUGAAUAAUGACUUAAUAAUGGAGAAUAUCUUCAAGUGGUUAGAAAUCUCUGAACUGAUUAAAUGCUCCGAUGUUUGCCUUAAAUGGAGAAAAUCUAUGGAUGAAGUCAUCGAUUCCUACAAUCAUUAUCUGUCGAGCAAUCGAUUAAAUGAAUUCAAAUUUAUUAUUGUUUUCUCGAAACUGGAUUUCAAUCAAAUGCAAGAAUUUCUCGCUAAUCAACGCAUACCUAAUGAUUGCACUGUUGUUCACAUUAAUUGUCGAAACGAAGUGAUUGGCACUCAAGAGGUGGUGCCGAGGAGUGGACGGUCUGUGGCCGCCAAUCAUCACAUUGAAUACGAGUCCGGUUUUGAUCUACUGUCGGGAAUAUCAGCCCUUUUUAUGUCGAGAGCAAUGCCUGGUAUUGAAGUCCUUAUGUAUAGAGACUCGACAAUACUUGAUCUCAAAUUUGAUGAUCAACUCAAAUGCAUUCUUGUGUUUCACAUUCAACGAUCAAUGUAUGGACACUUCACUCGAUUAAAAACCGACAGUCAGUACUUGGAAUAUUUGGAGCAAUUAAUCGACAAUAAUAAUACGGCAGCGUUUGGUGGAGUCUCUGUUGACCGACUGGCCUCCGGCCAGACCACAGACUCCGACCGGGAUGUGAACCAACCCAUAGACUAUAUCUGUUGUCUCGCCUUUUCGGGAUAUGAAGGCAAUGUAUGCACUGGUAGUGGAGAUCCUAAACAACAAACAAAACAG